This is a messenger RNA of Orbicella faveolata, 3434 nucleotides long. Its product is annotated as parafibromin-like. Gene Ontology annotation, molecular function: RNA polymerase II complex binding. Gene Ontology annotation, cellular component: Cdc73/Paf1 complex. The record is from RefSeq and is a predicted model, not a curated record. Gene Ontology annotation, biological process: positive regulation of transcription elongation by RNA polymerase II; transcription elongation by RNA polymerase II. NCBI's taxonomy places the organism in Eukaryota, Metazoa, Cnidaria, Anthozoa, Scleractinia, Merulinidae.
GCCGGGGGGAAAAGGUCAGAGGUACAUGCGGUACAUACCAGUAAGCGCAACCUUUGCAACCACUACUUUGCGCUCAGCAGCCGCGCCUUCGAGGUCUUCGAAAAGUGAGUGACGAACAUGGCGGACCCAUUGUCGCUUCUGCGUCAGUACAACAUAAACAAGAAAGAGAUCAUAGAAAGAGCAGAUGAAGUUAUAUUUGACGAGUUCUCAUUUCCAAGAACAGCAAAGACGAAUUAUGUCAUUUUCAAAUCCCAGCCGAAAGAAUACUAUACUUUGGAGUCACUGUUGUUCCUGCUGAAGAAUGUGCAUUUAUCACAUCCAAUUUAUGUCCAGCGUGCUGCGGGAACAAAAAUCCCAGUGGUGAGAUAUCCAGACAGAAAGGGAUUGCUUAGCUAUCUCAAUGGCGAGGCAGAUACUUCAAGUAGUAUUGACAAGAGUGUCCCACUGGAGAUGCCUAACCAGCGCUCAGCUGCUGCUCAAGCACAAGCAAAAAGACCUGGAGAUGACUCUGUAGGUGGCGAGUUUAAGAAGCCAAGAGUAGAGACUGAGCAGUUGCGGCUGGACAAGAAAAGGUUGGAGGCUCGACUUGAAGGACACAAGGAAGGAACUGUUACCACUGAACAGAUCAGAUCCUUGAGUGAUGCUAUGUCAGUUGAGAAGAUUGCAGCCAUCAAAGCCAAGCGUCUGGCAAAGAAAAGGACCACCAUUAAAGUGGAUGAUGACUUGGAAGCAGGAGUUUUGGAACAACGGUUUUUUGUGGAUGCGGAAGUUGAUGUGACCAGGGACAUAGUUAGUCGUGAACGCCCUUUACGCACAAGAACAUCUGUCUUGCAAAGUUCUGGCAAGCAAUUCUUGAAGAAUGUGUUGGCCAUUCUUCAGUCUGUGAAGGCACAGGAGGAAGGAAAGGUCAAACAGUUACAGAAUCAGGAUCCGUUUGCUACCCCUGAGAUCAGAAAGAAACCAGCAACUCCAGUUCCAUACAACAGAUAUGAUCAGGAAAGAUUUAGAGGAAAAGAAGAAACUGAGGGCUUUAAAAUUGACACAAUGGGAACAUAUCAUGGUCUCAGUUUGGAAUCUGUGAAGGAGGGUGUCCAGAAACCAGCAAAGAGAGUGUUACCCAGUCCUUCCCCUCAUACACAGCCAAACAAGUCGCCUAGGCCUGUCCCUCAAAAGCCUGCUAAAAGAGAAUCACGUACUCCCAUCAUCAUUAUACCUGCUGGUGCAACAUCGCUCAUAACACUUUACAAUGCUCAGGAUCUUCUCCAAGAUUUCAAAUUCAUCAGUUCUGACGAGAAAAAGGCCCAAGGCGCCAGGCGUGAAAACGAGGUGCUUAUUCAGCGAAGGAAAGAAAUCACUCAGGCCCAGGCUGCACCGGGAGCAACACCAACCACAGUCACUGUACCUUACAGAGUGAUUGACAACCCGGCCCGCCUUCAACCCAAUGACUGGAAUCGUGUGGUAGCAGUGUUUGUUCAAGGCCCUGCCUGGCAGUUCAAAGGUUGGCCUUACAGCUCUCCCGUUGACAUUUUCAUCAAAACGAAGGGCUUUUAUCUGAAGUACGACGAGAUGAAGACAGACCCUAACGUUCAGAAGUGGGACGUUCAAGUUUUAACUAUCAGUCGAAAUAAAAGACAUCUGGAUAAAGCUUCCAUCAUCAGAUUCUGGGAAAUUCUUGACAAAUUUAUGACCAAGAACAAGCCACACUUGCGCUUCUAAACUUGAAGAUAUCUUUACAGUUUAAGCUACUGGACUGUUUACGCACUCCGAUUCAGAACAUUCUUAUCUCGUCUGCAGUGAACAGCGUCUAAUCUCCAUUGGGUCCGUGGAAGUUACAAAGACAAAGAAUUUUCUAAAAAUUUCCACUUGGAAUAAUUGAAAAAAUGAACGCUACUAAGGGAAAAUACUGAUUAUGAGCUUUCAUUUGAAUGGCUGCAUUUUUGCGGGCCUCAACGCGACUCCUCAGUUGAAGUAACUUUACGUUGCUUUAGUACAUCAAAGAAACUGCGGAUUCAUCGGUUCCUUUAAGGCACCAUGAUCGAGGGUCGUAGGCAUUGAUCCUGAUCCUGACCAUCCCACAGGAACGCGCCUUCUGCGUUUUACUCUAAUGGAAAAGGGUUAAAAUUCAUUACUAUCUAUAGGCAGCCUACAUUAGGUACUUUUCACUGACAUGACUUUCAAAAGUAAUACAUAUUUGUACAUUAAUACGUCCACUUGCGUCUUAGCUUCCGCAUGAGAGCCUGUUACGUGAUUAGUCUCUCGUUAGUAGGCAUAUUUUGAAACAGUAAAAUUCUACCUCGAGAGGACGAAGGACGAAAAUAAGCGAAAUUGAAGCAAGAGUUGGAAGAGUGUCUCUAAGCUUCUCUAAGUCGCUAAGCUUCGCCAUCGAGUAAUAUUUUCUUUGAAUAUAAAAUGCGCCUAGAGAAGUAUUGUUUAUCCCUUUUGAGUAACACUUGAUUUGCGAAAAUCCUUUUUUUUUCUGCCACGUGGUGGAAAUCUUUAAAAGGAACCUCCGCUCUAUUUAUAUUUUAAAUUCCUGGAAACCUUCAUUUACUCAUUGAAGAACGCAAUCGUCUUAACCUUGGUCCGAAAAUUACAGCGGACAACAGUUGAAAGACGGCAACACUUGUUGGCGUUACACGUACUCUAGUUUACAAAUACAAUGAGAUACGCGUUGUAAUUGCAUUUGCCUGAAAUCCAAUUCAAGUAGCUGUCCAAUUCAUUUUAAAUUGCACAACACAUUUAUUCGGGCAAAGUUGGACGUUUUAUAGAUGAAUACGAAUAUUGGGUAACUGAUAAACACUAGGACAUUUGUGACCCAGCUGUAGUUAGUGACUGUUUAGCCACGAAGUUACCUCGUUAUGAAAAACGUUGGUAGUGAUCCAUAGCUCAGAGACCAUUAGCGAGGUGUACAAAUUGAAUAACGUUAAAUGGAUAAAUGAGUUAAAGAGCCCUUGUCGUGAGUUAUGUAACUACGAACAGAUAUUUCAGCUUCGCGCGAAUGUCAAGUGCGAACUUAGCCCUGGUGACCAGAGAGAGAGAGAGAGUGCGAGGGAAUAACAUGGUGUCAUCAUUUGGCUUCGACUUCCAGAGUUAUCAGUUUUCAUUUUUCCUGCAAUAUUAAUUUUUUAAACCACAAUGGCUUUUAGAAAUAAUAGCCCUACAAAGAAGAAGAAAACGAACUCUAGAAGGCCUCUGGUAUUUGAAGUCAAAUAACAUCAUGAAAAUUGUCUAUUUGCCAUGACCAAGUCUGUGAUGUUUAUUUCCUGGGACGACAUGCGCUAGAGGCGAUUGUUAUGGUAGCGUCUGAGAGGUAGUAUUGACUAGUUCCCUUGGAAAGUUUCGGGUGAACAGUAUUUCUUGAUAGCAACAUUGUAAAUAUUCAGUUAAACCUAAGUAUGUGUACUCUACAAACAGAAUAAACAUUUUUGCUACCA